Molecule: messenger RNA, 1638 nt
Organism: Colletotrichum tamarilloi
Lineage: Eukaryota; Fungi; Ascomycota; Sordariomycetes; Glomerellales; Glomerellaceae
Exons: 5
Coding region: 1-1638 (545 amino acids)
Biological process (GO): RNA polymerase I preinitiation complex assembly; nucleolar large rRNA transcription by RNA polymerase I
Cellular component (GO): RNA polymerase I core factor complex
Molecular function (GO): RNA polymerase I core promoter sequence-specific DNA binding
Source: RefSeq, a predicted model, not a curated record
AUGGCCCCGGAGAGGGACCUUCAUAAGUUUCCAAAAGGAGAACGAUGUGAAUUUUGCGGUUCCCGCAAAUGGUAUCUCGAAAAUGGUUUGAGAUUCUGCGCCAAGGAAGGCCACCAGCUUCAAGGAUAUGUUGAAUUUGACCUUGGCGAUGAGGAUUUCGGCCAGAAGGGUCGCGUGGCUCGGAAGGAGAAGCAGAUCAAGGAGCGCAUCAGACGAGUGCUCACCGGCCAGCAAGCACGAGAUUUGUAUCUUGAGUGCCUGCAGCUCAUCCUCAGAGAGCAGGUAAUAUGGCUGGUCACCACAAAGGAACAUAAGCCGGAACUAGAGACGACUGUCCGCGAUCUUUGGGAUCUUCGCAUCUCCGGAGCUGCGACAGCUGUUCAGGAUGACUCGGCCUCGGAGGGAGAGCCCUCGCUAUUCAGCUCGCAACUCGACCUCGCCCAGGAUGAGGAGCACCAGUCUCGGAACCGACGAGCACAAAGAUGGACAGGAGAGAAUGGGAGCGAGUGGCCGGCACCCCGAAUGAUUGACACACUAGGCCUUUGCUUCCUGGGGUGCAUGUUGCUGAGAAUACCCACGCGUAUUGGUGAUCUUUGCAAGUGGGCGAGAGGGGGGAGCAUCCCGUACAAAGAAGCUUAUCGCCAGCUACCUCAGGAGAUGCGUGAUCGAUUGCCAACUUGGUAUACAACACCGCUGAAGUCGACAAACCUAGCUGCCUUCGAGAAUGGAGAACUGCACGCUUCAGUCAUGAAUUUGGCUUUGUCGUAUCAUCUCAAUUACGGCAUGAUCUUCCCACCGCUCAACGAUGUCCUGAUGACAUUACAGUAUGCACGCGAGCUGGGCCUGCCUAUUGAGACGGUGGCGAUUGCGCGCCGCGUUCCACCCAUCGCCAACUUAACCUUCAGUUUUCCACUGGAGAAGACCCGAAUCCGUCUCAUAAACCAACCAGAAGUUCUCCUGGUCACCAUCCUUGUCCUUGCUGCGAUGCACUGCUUCCCACUCGAGGACAACGUGCCAGCUCCCCAGGACGAGAACAACUUCAUCGUGCCUAAGCUUGACUGGAAAGAAUGGAAGAGGAUAAUGACUCCAGCCUUGGCUCCAGAUGAAGCUACAUCUACCGUUGACUACACAGGCGUUACGGCGUCUCAGAUCACAUCAAUGAGCCCGAAAGAGCUAGAUGAGUACUUUACACACCUUUCACUGCUGACUGAAGCACACACCGAAGAGAGCCUACUCGCGAGGUACUUUCCCGUCGACGAGCAAGCCCCCAAACAUACAGAGUCCGAGACAACAGGGGAUGAGAUGGCUGGAAGGCUGCGCGCUGUCCAAACACAGGCUGCAUCGUUUGUCGACUCAGAUGCACACAACAGACUUGAGGAGGAAAGUUUGCGAACCAGUCGAUAUCACUCAUACAAAUCUGAGGGAGACCUUCCUCCCAUAGGCAGGGACUUCUUUCAGCUGGCGGCGCGGCUGGCAGGGCUGUCCGUUCCAAUGUUGGUGCGAGCCGUCAAUAUGCUCGAGGGCCACAUUGUGACCUGGCAAAAGGAGCAACGCAGGGCAGCCAGCGAAAGACGUGAACGAUCGCGUUCUUUCGUUUCUAUGGAGUCGGAUACUGAGCAGCCGACAUAUACCGAAUAA